AUGCAGCCAGCCUUCUCCGAGUCCCUAAUCGAGGCUACUAACAGUCCUUCCCUAUCGAAACCGAAGCUUAAAUUUGCUACAGCGAGGGAACGUAGAAACUACUUGCUAGACGGGGCUAAGGGAGAAGGGAUAUACAGCGAGCUAUGGCGAUACCGACCAGGCCAAAAAUACCACGAGCUCUGGAAGCUCAUGGCUCAAAUAUCAUUCGGCGUACACUUACUACUCAACGGGAUCGCGAAUAGUAACGAGCAGGUAGUUAAUAUCCUCCAAGGUCACAUCGACGAGGUGGACGAGUUUCUAGAGACGAUAUUGGAAGAUGUCGAACUCGCGAUAUAUGAUAUUCGAGAUCGUAUCGACCAUCUGAAGCUGCCAAUGCAGAACAUCGAGACUUUCGAGCAAAUGUUGGAGGAUCGCAAUUUUCGUUUGCAGAUAGUAACUGGGAACGAGAAGAUCGAGCAUAUAAUAUCUCGGACCACAACCUCCCUCGAAGUGGUGGUGGCGGAUAUCGGCGAGGGACUGGGUGCCACGAAGGAGUUUGCAGCAUAUCUCAGCGACCAGCAGGACGGUGUGUGGCAACAGCAGCACUCAGAGGUUGGGGAUAUUUUCGACGCUAUGAGAGGGAACGCCCAAGGCUGGUACAAAGCCUUUCUCGAAUUGCAGCGUACAACAUCGAAUUUGCGCACCCUGCUCAACAAGCUCGACCGGAUAGUAUCAGAAAUGAACUAUCGCGCUGGCGAAGUAAGCCGGAGAACAAGGGCAAGUGUUAUUCCGUUCUCUAGCCCGACAGACCAGCCUCUGCCGAAGAGCAACUCGCGAAAUUCGUCGAUGCGAUCGUCUGAUAGAUGGCCACCGAAAUUCGAGCUGUCUAAGACCACGUCUCAAAGAUCCGCAGCGGGUUCAACCGGAACCAGGGAGACGCUCAUGGUAGUCCAAUACAACGCCCCGAUAGAACCAAUGUCUCCAGUGGAGCUAGAGGCGGACACGGUUCCAAGAAUGGCUGUAACCGUCGAAGAGGACUUAGAACCUGUCGAGGAGGAAAAGGAGGAAAAGAAGGACGAGCCGCCGGCGGAUGAAGGCCUCUACAUUCUGCAGCCGCGGACGUAUACUCCACAACCGCCUGCGCCGAUACCUUCACCAAGAAUCCAAGAUUCGUCAUUCGAAGACCUUCCACUCCCAAUUGAGGACCUUGAAAUCGAAGACCUUGAAAUCCAAAGCCCUCUAAUAGAAGACCCUCCAACACAAGAUCCCCCAAUCGCGACGCCAGAGGAGCAGCCAAAGAGAACAUCUUUGCGACAGAGGCUAUCUCUAAAAGGAAGCAGCCUGCCCGAAGCUAUCCAGGUUCCUUCUCGCCACGCGCCUGAGCUCCAGAGGCCCACGUACCUAGACGCACAAUACCAGUCUCCCGGAUACCUACCCUCGCGCACCUACCAAGGCCCAGAUUCUGCCUAUGGCUCCGAUAGCGAGACACGGCAGCCGGUCCGUUCGAUGACGGAAUUCGGAGAUAUGAUGCCACCGCCAGGUGUUCCGGCCACGGCGUUACCUUCUCCGCGAUCGGACAGACAGCACUACUUCCCGGUGCGAGCAAGUCCUCACUCGCCUCUGCAGCAGAGACCGUGGACGGCUGGCACGCACGUCCAUGCGGGCCAUCUGCGAAAUCAGCCUUCGGCGAUGGGAAUGAGCAUGCUAAGUAACGUGACAACGCUCAACCCGGAAAAUCAGAAGGCGGUAAAGAAGAAGCGUAGUGCGUUCGGGUGGUUGAAGAAGGCAUUCUCGCUCGACGACGAAGAACGUGCAGAAUUCGAGGCAAGGAGAGCACAGCAAGCUCCUAAUCGAUACUAUGAAAGUAGAGGCCCUCAGUACUUAGAUGGCAAGCGUGUACCGGACUAUAGGCGUCGCCAAUAA
This is a messenger RNA of Daldinia loculata, 1902 nucleotides long. RefSeq lists its product as uncharacterized. Bases 1 to 1902 code for a protein of 633 amino acids. The transcript is spliced from 2 exons. The record is from RefSeq and is a predicted model, not a curated record. Lineage: Eukaryota; Fungi; Ascomycota; Sordariomycetes; Xylariales; Hypoxylaceae.